CCCACCCUUCACCCCGCCCCCAUCCCCAGCCCCGCCCCCAACAGCCACGCGCUGCGUACGGACCGAGCUCCGCUCUGUGAUAUCUGGCGCGGACGGGACAGGACCAGACGGGAUGGAGUGCGCGGUGAGGUCGCGGCACCCGACCGUCAACUGCCCGGUGGCGGUCAGCAGGAUCAUGCGUCCGGAUGAUGCCAACAUCGCGGGCAAUGUCCACGGUGGCACAAUACUGAAAAUGAUAGAGGAGGCCGGAGCCAUCAUCAGUACCAGGCACUGCAACAGCCAGAAUGGGGAACGCAGUGUGGCUGUGCUGGCUCGUGUGGAGCGAACAGACUUCCUCACUCCAAUGUUGAUCGGUGAAGUGGCUCAUGUCAGUGCUGAGAUAACCUACACGUCAAAGCACUCUGUUGAGGUCCAAGUAACUGUGAUGGGUGAAAAUAUUCUUAAUGGUGUCAAACGAGUGACCAAUCGAGCAACGCUGUGGUAUGUGCCAUUGUCUGCGGAUAAUGUACACAGCGUGGUCAAGGUUCCUCCACUGCAGUAUUCAAGUCCAGAACAGGAAGAGGAAGGUCGUAAAAGAUAUGAAGCUCAGAAAUUGAACCGAAGUGAAUCCAAGCAAAGGAAUGCCACAAUAAUUUUCCCCACCAUUAAUGUGGACCGAAAAUCCAAAGAGCCAUGUACAGUGGGAUACAGUCAAUCUAGUCUAAUUCACCUUGUGGGCCCAUCUGACUGCACGCUGCACAAUUUUCUUCAAGGAGGUGUCACGAUGAAGUUGAUGGAUGAAGUGGCUGGCAUUGUUGCAGCUCGCCAUUGCAAGACCAACAUCGUGACUGCAUCCGUGGAUGCCAUUAACUUCCAUCAGAAGAUUGAGAAAGGGUCUGUGAUUAACGUGUCUGGCCGAAUGAUAUUUACCAGUAAUAAAUCCAUGGAGAUUGAAGUUGUUGUGGAUGUUGACCAUGUCUUGAAAAGUCCGCAAGAAUCAGCUCAUUCUGUCACGGCUUUCUUCACAUAUGUCUCCCUGGGCAAGGAUGGAACGGCACUUCCUAUCCCCACACUGAAGAUUGAAACAGAAGAUGAGAAGAAAAGGUUUGAAGAAGGAAGGGAGAGGUACCUCCAAGCCAAAGCCAGGCGGACAGGUGAAGUAACGAAGAAGUGCCAAUGAUGAUCAGAUAUGUGCCAAUGAUGAUCAGAUAAAUAGCCUGAGUCAGCGACCAAGAGCCAACUCACCUACGCCACCAUAUUACUUAAAAGUAUCUUAAUCUUAAAUGUUAACCAAAACAUUGUUGUAUUUAAGGGGAACUAUGCAUUCCAUUCAAGUUUCUGUUUUUGUUGUUGCAUAUGUUAUAUUAUUGAAGUUUAUCAUUCUAGAAUAAAUGCUGCCCGGCUUUGGCUUGUUGUGUCAA
Molecule: messenger RNA, 1400 nt
Organism: Leucoraja erinaceus (little skate)
Lineage: Eukaryota; Metazoa; Chordata; Chondrichthyes; Rajiformes; Rajidae
Gene: acot7
Product: acyl-CoA thioesterase 7
Exons: 10
Coding region: 113-1159 (348 amino acids)
Biological process (GO): acyl-CoA metabolic process; palmitic acid biosynthetic process
Cellular component (GO): cytosol; nucleoplasm; extracellular exosome
Molecular function (GO): long-chain fatty acyl-CoA binding
Source: RefSeq, a predicted model, not a curated record